Sarcophilus harrisii (Tasmanian devil) is the source of this 1157-nucleotide messenger RNA. RefSeq names its product angiopoietin like 7 (gene ANGPTL7). The record is from RefSeq and is a predicted model, not a curated record. The coding region runs from base 1 to 1035 and encodes 344 amino acids. NCBI's taxonomy places the organism in Eukaryota, Metazoa, Chordata, Mammalia, Dasyuromorphia, Dasyuridae. The transcript is spliced from 5 exons.
AUGCCGACCAUGACUCUCUGCUCUCUGGCCUGGGUCCUCGUCUUGACCCUAACCCUCGCCAGUCAGCCUGUGUGGCUACAGAAACCCCCCAAACGCAAGACGCCUGCCCAACUCAAGGCUGUUGCCUGCUGUGAGGAAACCAGGGAACUCAAGGCCCAGAUGGCCAACUUGACAAGUCUGCUGGGGGUGCUGAGCAAGAAGCAGGAGAGCGACUGGGUCAAUGUGGUCAUGCAGGUGAUGGAGCUGGAGAGCCACACCAAGCAGAUGGCCACCCGCCUCACCGAGGCCGAGAGCAAGUUCUCCCAGCUGAACAAUCAGAUUGACAUGAUGCAGCUGCAGGCAGCCCAGACUGUCACGCAGACCUCGGCAGACGCUGUCUACGACUGCUCCUCACUCUACCAGAAGAAUUACCGCAUCUCUGGGGUGUAUAAGCUGCCAGCUGACGAGUUCCUGGGAAGCCCUGAACUUGAGGUUUUCUGCGACAUGACAACUGCAGGUGGGGGCUGGACCAUCAUCCAGAGACGGAAGAGUGGUCUCGUCUCUUUCCACCGUGACUGGAAGCAAUACAAACUGGGCUUUGGCAACAUUCGUGGGGAUUUCUGGCUAGGGAAUGAGAACAUCUACCGCUUGUCCAGGCGCCCAACCACCCUGCGGAUUGAGAUGGAGGACUGGGAGGGUGACAUACGCUUUGCUGAGUAUAGCCACUUCACCUUGAGCAAUGAGUUGAACAGUUAUAGAAUCUUUGUGGGGAACUACAGCGGCAAUGCCGGGCGUGACGCCCUCCUGUAUCACAACAACACAGCCUUCAGCACCAAGGACAAGGACAAUGAUAAGUGCUUGGACAACUGUGUCCAACUCAGAAAAGGUGGAUACUGGUAUAAUUGCUGCACAGACUCCAACCUUAAUGGGAUUUAUUAUCGCCAUGGUGAGCAUAAUAAGCAUAUGGAUGGCAUCACCUGGUACGGCUGGCACGGCUCUAGCUACUCCCUCAGGAAGGUGGAGAUGAAGAUCCGCCCUGAAGACUUUGUACCCUAAAUAGCAGCUUGCACUACAAGAGGGGUGCAGAAUCCUAGGAGACAAAGGCUGGGGGUGGGCAAUGAGGUAGUGUGGUAGGGGUAGGGAGGGGAAAUCAAAGGGAAUCAAGCACCAAUGAAAUC